Penicillium soppii is the source of this 273-nucleotide messenger RNA. RefSeq lists its product as uncharacterized. The coding region runs from base 1 to 273 and encodes 90 amino acids. The transcript has 2 exons. The record is from RefSeq and is a predicted model, not a curated record. Lineage: Eukaryota; Fungi; Ascomycota; Eurotiomycetes; Eurotiales; Aspergillaceae.
AUGGCUCUGGUGCGAGACCCAUUCUUCUGGAAGCGUUUCUCAACUGCAGUCCACUUGGACGAGGAGUCCAAAGCCGUCGAUCUGGAAUCGAAAGCACAAAAAGCACAAGACACACAAUCAUGGCUUGCUCGUCAACGCCGAAAGCGCAAGCGCUCCAUAAUCUGGGGCUUUGUGAUCUUCUUCAGCAUCGUGUUUGCCAUCAUCGCCGGCAUCGUGAUCUGGUGGCUUGCUAAGAACAACUGGCUCCAACCCGGACCGGAUGUGACUGAAUGA